This is a messenger RNA of Vigna angularis (adzuki bean), 1603 nucleotides long. Its product is annotated as ribulose bisphosphate carboxylase/oxygenase activase, chloroplastic. The transcript has 12 exons. NCBI's taxonomy places the organism in Eukaryota, Viridiplantae, Streptophyta, Magnoliopsida, Fabales, Fabaceae. Bases 37 to 1320 code for a protein of 427 amino acids. Gene Ontology annotation, molecular function: ATP hydrolysis activity; ATP binding. The record is from RefSeq and is a predicted model, not a curated record.
AAAUGCGAUUGAGUGGCGGGGAAUUGUCAUAUCGAGAUGGCGAGGUGGUUAUCACAUUCACCUCUGUGGCUUCCAAUUCCAAAUUCAAAUUUAAAUUUAAAUUCAAAUCCAAACUCAAGGGUGCUACAGUAUCAACAUGCAUACAGAGCUCAAUUGCGUGUUCGAUGCAGCGAAGUCGGUGAGGAGAAGGAGAAGAAGAAGAAGAAGCGAUUGUCGGAGCAGUCGUCAUGGGAGGCGAAGGACGCAGAGGGAAGAGACUAUCUGUACAGACUUGGCAAAGAGGCUGAUAACAUGAACAUCGCCGUCGGCCAACGUGCCGGCGUCAUCGAUUCCCUUUUCGUCGGCGAUUUUCUCGGCAAAGAUUCGGACAUUGUGUUUGAUUAUCGUCAAAAAGUGACGAGGUCCUUUGAAUACCUUCAGGGCGAUUAUUACAUCGCUCCUCUCUUCAUGGACAAAGUGGUAUGUCACAUUGUCAAGAACUACCUAGCUCAUAUCCUCAACACUAAAGUUCCUUUAAUUCUAGGUAUUUGGGGAGGAAAAGGACAGGGGAAAUCAUUUCAAACAGAACUUAUAUUUCAGACCAUGGGAAUCGAACCCGUAAUUAUGUCUGCUGGGGAACUAGAAUCAGAGAGAGCUGGAGAACCAGGAAAAUUGAUUCGCGAGCGUUAUAGAACAGCAUCUCAAGUGGUCCAGAACCAAGGGAAAAUGAGCUGUUUGAUGAUCAAUGAUAUUGAUGCUGGACUUGGUAGAUUUGGGAAUACUCAAAUGACGGUCAACAAUCAAAUUGUUGUUGGGACUCUUAUGAAUCUGUCAGACAAUCCUACAAGAGUAAGUGUUGGCCAAGAUUGGCGGGAUUCAGAUAUCACAAACAGAAUUCCAAUCAUUGUAACAGGGAAUGAUUUUUCAACUAUUUAUGCUCCGCUGAUUCGUGAUGGAAGGAUGGAUAAGUUUUACUGGCAACCAAACCUUGAAGAUAUCCUGAAUAUCGUUCACAGAAUGUAUGAGAAAGAUGGUAUAUCUAGGGAUGAAGUUGAAAGGGUUGUGAAAACUUUCCCUAAUCAAGCAUUGGACUUUUACGGAGCUCUAAGAUCACGUACUUAUGACAGAUCUAUUUUAAAGUGGAUUGAUGAUAUUGGAGGUGUUGAAAAUUUCGGAAGCAAACUUCUCAAAAGAAGAAAGGACCAAAGCCUUCCUGUAUUUAUUCCUCCAGAGCAAACGGUGGAUGCUUUACUAGAAGCGGGUUAUUCUCUGAUCAAAGAACAACAGUUGAUAAUGGAAAAUAAACUUUCAAAGGAAUACAUGAAGAACAUAGAUGACUGAUAUAAAGAAUGUUUCAGUGGUGCAAGUGCUCGUGAAUUAUGAUUGGGCCAGUUUGGAAUCUUAUCACAGUAAAUUGCUAUCAUGGAUACGGUCCACUUUGGAACAGUGUGCUUCUCUUUAGCCAUUUCCUAGUUUUAAUAACAAUUGUAUUUAUCGUGAUGUAACCCAAUUGUAAGAUAAGGAAAUACAUGAAAUGUCAUCUCCAUAUCAAAACAGUGCAAUGUUUGAUCUUACAUUGCUGAACCGCUUGUUCAAAGGUGAUGUAAUUAUUCUUUUAAUUUAA